Colletotrichum chrysophilum is the source of this 2817-nucleotide messenger RNA. RefSeq lists its product as uncharacterized. Gene Ontology annotation, molecular function: serine-type endopeptidase activity. The record is from RefSeq and is a predicted model, not a curated record. Gene Ontology annotation, cellular component: membrane; cell wall. The transcript has 2 exons. The coding region runs from base 1 to 2817 and encodes 938 amino acids. Gene Ontology annotation, biological process: proteolysis. NCBI's taxonomy places the organism in Eukaryota, Fungi, Ascomycota, Sordariomycetes, Glomerellales, Glomerellaceae.
AUGCGUCUCGUCACUCGUUUUACCGCCGCAGCAGCAUACUGCCUGAGUCUGGUCACCUCUCAAGCAGUGCCGAAAACAUACUUCGUCGAGAUCUCGAAAAAUGGACCGAUCGAUGGCUUGGGUGUGAGUCCCGAAUCUCUCGUCGAAAGAGCUGCCGAGCUUUCAGUACCGUUGAAGGUACGCUUCGAAUUCCAGGAUAAGAGCGUCUUCUACGGCGCAUCGGUUUCCCUCGACAACGAUGCCGACGCCGAAAAACUACGGGCUCUUCCGGGUGUCGAGAAUGUGGUCCCGGUACAACAAGUAGCGCACCCGUAUCGGCUUCCGGAGAACGGCUCCCCAAUCGGCAGCGCAACCCCCGGAUCUGCGGCAUCCACCAAUGGCAAAAGCAACUUUCGACCGAGAUCUGUUUUGCCUCGAGCGUCCGAUGUUGACUGGAACAGCCCCCAUGUAAUGACUGGCGUCGACCGCGUUCAUGCGAAGGGCAUCUUGGGAGAGGGCGUUCGCAUCUCCGUUAUUGACACCGGAAUCGACUGGAAGCACCCUGCUCUGGGUGGCUGCUUCGGAAAGGGAUGCAAAAUUGAGUUCGGCUCUGAUCUGGUGGGCGACGGAUAUGGAGGAGAUUCUGGGUACACCAUGAUCCCCGGACCUGAUCCAAGACCUGGCUGUUUCGAUGGCUUCCACGGUACUCACGUCGCCGGCAUCAUCGGCAUGGACGUGCCCUCAAACUCUUCUACGUUUGCUGGCCUGGUUGGAGUUGCUCCCAAGGCUACGUUGGGCAUGUACCGCGUUUUCGGCUGUUCCGGCUAUACGUCAGACGACGCCAUCGUUGCUGCGAUGCAGAAGUCCGUCGAAGAUGGCGCAGACGUCGUGAGCAUCUCCAUCGGUGGAUUCGGUACCUGGUCUGGCUAUCCUGGAUCACCUCUUUCGGCCGCAGCUGCAGCCCUGAAGGCCAAGGAUGUUGCAGUCAUUGCUGCCGGCGGAAACUCUGGCACUAUCGGAAUGUUUUCGAUCAACAUCCCCGGAGGAUCAGACGAUGCUCUCGGCGUUGCGUCGGUGGAGAACUCCAAGUUCCCGACAUACCCCAUCAAAGACUCCAACAGCGCCGAGUUUCGGUACGGAGCUCUUCACCCUUUCCCGGAAGGAGAGUAUCCCGUAGCUUGGGCAGGAAGAAACACCACGGGCUACAACUUUGGCUGCUCGGCAUCCGACUAUCCUCCUGCUAGUAGCUUAUCUGAGCCGAUCUCCGACUACGUCCUGGUAGUGAAGAGAGGUUACUCUUGCUCUCCAACCCAAGUCCAGCAACAUGCCUCUGCUGCCAACUACACACGGGUACUUACUUACCCAGACCCGACUGUUGAUGAUAUCUUCAUCGAAGGCCACGCCGUUCCAACACCAUCUCUGACCGCUGAUGGAUACAUCUAUCCUAUGGGUAGCACUAUCGAUGACACUCUGUCAAAUGCUUCCAAGAAUCCCGGAGCUUACAAGCUGCUCGUUUCGUCCCAGACACCCUUGCUGGUAGACCAGCCUGGUGGAGGAUCCCCAAAUAACUUCGGCAGCGUCGGACCCAACGCGGAUUUCGCCUUCAAGCCUGAAAUUGCUGCUCCGGGUGGCAUGAUUCUCGCAACCUUCCCUCUCAUGGAGAACAGCGGCGGUUUCGGUAUCAUCAGCGGCACAUCUAUGGCGACUCCGUACACGAGCGGCGUAUACGCAUUGAUCAAGUCCCAACACCCUUCAUUGUCGAUAGACGAGAUCUUUGAGUUGAUGCAGACUACGGCGAAGCAAGUCAAGAGGGCGAACACCGAUGCUGUGGCAUCCACCGUUCAACAAGGAGCGGGCUUGAUCCAGGCCUACGAUGCUAUUUUCUCCAAAUCUGUCAUCCAACCCGGAGAAUUCAAGAUGAUUGAUGUUCGAGAGGCUACAUUCAUCAUCGUCAACCCAUCGGAAAGUGAUGUCACAUAUAGCUUCUCAAACAACCCCGCCAGCGGGGCCGCGUCAUUCUCAGCUGGUGCCGGUCGGACCGCCGAAGUCGGAUUCCUCUCUGAGCCAUUCUCAGCUGAAGUCAAGUUCGGUGGAGGGGAUCAAGUCACCAUCCCUGCAGGAGGAACUCAGAACAUGACCUUUCAGGUUACUUUGCCAGCUGACAUGGACGCCAGUCUGAUCCCAAUAUUCUCUGGCUUCAUCGGGAUUACUUCAUCUAUCAACGAGAGCUUCACGAUUCCCUACAUGGGACCGGCCUACAACUACAGCAGCGCGCCGGUCGUCGGCCUGAAACCCCUGACGGACGAGCAACGAGUCAAUGCCUUGACCACAGCCCGCGACCCCUUCUCUGCCCCUCAGGUCUUUGGGAAUAGUGACAAGAAGGACCUUGGAAACUAUCGAUCCUUCAACUUCCAGUACCCGGACUAUCCUGUGGCGUACUUCACCUCCCUCCAACCUUUGCGCAAGUUCCGUUUCGAUAUUGUCCGCGCCAGCACCAACUUUACCCCAACUUGGUAUGGUUUCGAUCCCGAUUACAAACUGGACAACCUCACAGAGACGGCGAUGGUAGAGAAUGGUACAGUGGCAGGUGUCCCUAUUCUCGGCUCAAUCCAAAUCCAGGAGGGGUGGCUUCCGAGGACCAACUAUCAGUCCAGUUGGUCUUACAGCAUCCUUGACAUUACGGCUUCGAGUGGGCUAGGAUUGAAGAAGGGUUCUUAUCGUAUUCUCCUGAGAUGGCUGAAGUUCUUCAAGGAUGAGGAGGAUCCCGCGUCCUGGGAGAGUUGGAUGAGUGGUGUCGUUGAUGUCUUGGAGGACACUUUCGAGCCGACUCCGCCUUAG